CUGGCUACAACUUCAGUUUGAACAAAUUGAUAAAUUUGUACACUUUACACCAUUCCAUAACGCGAAUUUAUCAUUCCUGAUUUUUUUUUUAAAUUAAUAUAAUUAUUGUUAUUUAACUUGUUCAUCUCUAGUGGCUUACAGUGACAUCAAACAUGACUAAAUUAAUGGAAUGGUUGUCAGUGUUGAGUGUGUUAAUCUCAGUAUGGAUCAGUUGUUUCACCAACCGCUAUAAGUUUGAGAUCUUGGAUCAGUACAAGGAAUUUAUACUCUACUUGCCUUUUAUAUUAAUUGCACUCUUUGGGCUAUAUGCAGUAGCAGUUGUAUUGUACCGAGUGUUCACUUUUAAUAACUGUGUUGAAGCAGCUGCUGAAGUGCAAAAGCAAAUUAUAGAGGCGAAAGAAGAUUUAGCUAAGAAAGGGUUUGUGUUCAAGACUUCGUGAUGGUAGUUAGUAGGAGAAUGUAAAUAAUUGCUCUUUUUUUUAAUUGUUAUAGCACUUAAUUUUUUUUGCUUUGUAAUACAUUUUUCUAUAUA
This is a messenger RNA of Nicrophorus vespilloides, 532 nucleotides long. It is a transcript of the gene Dpm3, whose product is annotated as dolichol-phosphate mannosyltransferase subunit 3. The transcript is spliced from 3 exons. The record is from RefSeq and is a predicted model, not a curated record. Gene Ontology annotation, cellular component: dolichol-phosphate-mannose synthase complex; endoplasmic reticulum membrane. Bases 153 to 440 code for a protein of 95 amino acids. NCBI's taxonomy places the organism in Eukaryota, Metazoa, Arthropoda, Insecta, Coleoptera, Silphidae. Gene Ontology annotation, biological process: GPI anchor biosynthetic process.